Orbilia oligospora ATCC 24927 is the source of this 2598-nucleotide messenger RNA. RefSeq lists its product as uncharacterized. Gene Ontology annotation, biological process: positive regulation of mitotic metaphase/anaphase transition; anaphase-promoting complex-dependent catabolic process; protein K11-linked ubiquitination. Gene Ontology annotation, cellular component: anaphase-promoting complex; nuclear periphery. Lineage: Eukaryota; Fungi; Ascomycota; Orbiliomycetes; Orbiliales; Orbiliaceae. The record is from RefSeq and is a predicted model, not a curated record. Gene Ontology annotation, molecular function: protein binding. The coding region runs from base 1 to 2598 and encodes 865 amino acids. The transcript has 5 exons.
AUGCCUACACCAUCUAGCACCUUCGAGAUCCUGGGCGAGCGAAAGCUCGUCUCUCCUGCACAGCGGCAGCUCGCAGCAUGGUGUCCGACCAAAGACCUGAUUGCAUAUGGUCUGGUAGACCAGACUGUCGCCCUCUACCGUAUGAACGGGCAGAAGGUAUGGCAAACACAGAAGUAUACAACGGGACAACGUCAGGCGAAAAAGGAGCACAGUGUUACCAAGUUAUGUUGGAGGCCUGAUGGACAACUACUGGCUGUUAGUUAUGACAACUUCAUAACUAGAAUCGUCGAUGUCCAAACGGGACGGUUCGGUCAUCAAGUCGAGAUGGAAGAUGUCACGGAAGGACGUAUAACAGCUAUUGGCUGGGUCGACAACCGUGACCCUGCGACCGAAGAUGCCGAACAACUGGAACCGAAGACCAAGACGGACUUUAUCAAUAUUGGAGGAACCUUGAAAAACGACAAUUUGGGAUAUCUAUUUGGUCUUUUUAAUUUCGACGUUAGCACUGUACUCCCUAAGCUGAGUGUACUGCCUGGCGUUGCGAAUGCGGAUAUCACGUUCUCAUCUAAGCAAAGCUUGGAUAGCUUGAUCAACGUCCCGUCGAUUCGUAAGGAGGAUACGAUGGACGUUCUGUUGAUGGGAACGUCGAAGGGAAGCUUCGCAAUGAACGUAUUUGACUCAUUCGUAGUUGGAUCAAUGGACCUCUCGAGUCUCAUCGGCGAGAACGACAGAUAUUCAUACAAGAUAACUCACCACCAGUCUACAAGGUCCCUCAAGACCCAUCUGUUGCUAACAACUUCCCAGCUCCGACCGAAAUACAGGUCAGGGAAAGAAAAAGGACAAGGCCCAACUGUGCUUCAUGCACUUGACAUAUUGUUCCUCUCGAAUUACGGGCCAUAUCUUGGACGGGUUACGUAUACUAUCACAAAGGUCCAACAUUUACUACGAUAUGUUAACGAGACCGUGGUAGCAAUGGCGGCGGAGUGGAAAGCCAUGGAGGCCGUCGAAACAGCCUAUAUGCGGGCUCAGAAGGAAAUCCUAGAGGCCCCCGAAGGUCAAACUGCCGGACUUGAAUUCUUCGAGCUUUUGAUUACAGGAUGUGCAGGCGAGAAGAUGAAAGAAUGGUUGGUAGAUUCGUUAGGCGAGAAGGGUCACAAGAAGUGGGAGAAGGUUUAUGUGAACGGCUAUGAGACACUACGGCGGCUGGCUCACGAACAUCUAUUACCUUCGUGCGACCGAUUGAUCGUCCUAUUAAGCAAGCUGCGAGGACUGGCUCGCUGGACAGACAAGGAUAGUUCUCUUGGCUUGGACCCAGUUGACUACAGUAAGCUGCUGGACUUGGUAUCCGGGCUCAUGGCCAUCUGCCAUGAAUUCAUGGGCAGGGUCAAUUACGAACUGGAUCUCUUCUCAGCCUUCAUCUUUUGGCUUAAGACUGCGUACGAAGAGUUCAACAACUUGACGGAAGGGAAUGAGCCUGGUGUCCAAAACGAAGGGGAGCUCCUAGUCGAUACACUCAAGGUUGCAGAGUUUAUAGGGAAACAUCUGCAAAAUAGCGUCCUUGCAGCGUACUUUGAUAAAACGGAGUGGGUAUGGAGGGAAGGGGAGACGGUUUUCGCGGCGUUUACGAAGGUGGUAGAUACGGAUGGGGAAGCUACCGGUUCAAGCGGAGGUGAUGCCGUGAAAAAUAUCAUCAGUGGCUCUGGAUCUGGGUUAAAAAAGAGAGAGAGCUCUGGCAGUUUCACUGGUGCGAUAGGGAGUCAAGGUUCUGAGGAGGGACCGAAGACAUUGCCUGGAUUUCACCAGAUUUCUACCCGGAUUAACGAGGUCUCGAAGAGUAUAUUUUCGAAACCGGCAAAUGCGAUGAAACAGCAGGUACACGUAGGGCAAAGCAUUGUGGUUCACAAUGAACCGUACAGAAUUUUGGAUAUCCGACUGUGCGAUGACGGUGGCGCAAGCGGCGAGUCAGUAUGGUAUAUCGCUAUGGCGAAGAGUGAGCUUGACGAACUCGGAAAGAAAGUUCCUGCGUCAGAAAGCACGAUCGUCAUGAUUCGCAUUGCGAUAGUUAAGAAUGGCACCCUCAGUUCGGUCAAUGACGUUUCGUGCACGAGGAUUAAUGCGCCGCCGCAUAAAGUCGUCUCCGACUUACGCUUUACGGACAACCAAACACUUCUCGUCCUCUUCUACGAUGAGGAUAAUACUGAUAUGAUGAGCAUCCGCUGUACCACCCCUCAUAUGACAUACACGCCCGUACCGAAGAGUUGGUGGGAACUACCAGCGUCGCCGACUGCUAAGCUUACGGACCAAAACGGAAUCUUCCAGUUCGCGAUGACGCUUGCUGGGAACUAUGUUUACAAUAUCAAAAGGGUACUCACGUUCAACCACAACGAUAUCACACCGAUAGCUUUAACGGUCAACGUUAAUAGGGGCAGAAGAUUGGGAAGUGUGUUAGACAGGGAAAGGUUGAGGUGGAUUAUCUUUGAUUUGGGAGUUGUGGUGGAAGAGGAGGAGGAAGAGGAAGAAGAAAAGGAGCAGGAUGGGUCGACUGAAGAUGAUGAAUUCUACAGCGAGGAAUUCAAGACGCCUGCAGAGAAUCCCUGA